Molecule: messenger RNA, 2461 nt
Organism: Corticium candelabrum
Lineage: Eukaryota; Metazoa; Porifera; Homoscleromorpha; Homosclerophorida; Plakinidae
Product: protein fem-1 homolog C-like
Exons: 4
Coding region: 283-2292 (669 amino acids)
Molecular function (GO): protein binding
Source: RefSeq, a predicted model, not a curated record
GACGGUUGCUCUAGCAUGGCAAGGUCUAGGGUUGCGCAACUUUACUGAGCAAGCUGGGCAAGUCAUCUCCGAUACUCUCCCAUGGCCACAUGCAUUUUGAUGAUGUCACACAUACACCCACGUGACAUAUAUGUUGCUAGAACUAUUCUCUGUUGUUGUACUCGCGUGACUUACUUUCUUGUAGGGUGCGAUAUACAUUCUGCGACGAUUUGGGGUUCAGUUGGUUGCCCCCGGUGAUACCCCGGAAGUCCUUGGCAUCCCGCCAGUGUUAGGUUUAUAUGCAUGACGUCAUAUCGUACAGGUUUUACCAGUUCUCUGAACGAGUUUCUUUCAAGCUCUGCGAGAUGCUCUCAGCUCACAUCCAGUUUAGUUCGCCCGCUGCUUGAGACGCAACAGUACUUGUCGUCGCGUUUUCCCUCAUCGUCCGGCCUCAAACGGAAGACCAAACGGCAUCACUCGUCGUCAAGCGGUUGCCAAGAUUCAGACAUGACGCAUGCGACGUCAAACGACACCCAAUCACCACUAGACUUAGACGGAGCGGCAAAAUCCGACGAAGUCUCCGUCUUCAAGGCGCUUUUUGAGAGAGAAUCAACAGAGCGCAUCAAAAGCCUCCUUCAAGGAGUCAACUCCCUCUGUCCCCCUCUUGUCAUGGCUUGCCGUUACACGGCCCAUAAUAUCGUCGACUUUCUGCUCAAGAAAUUUCAGAGCAAUCCAAAGCUUUUUGACUUGAAUCAGAUUGGCACGGUUCCCUCAUUUCGCCAAGGGAAGGAAGUCCGGGGAGCCACUGCCCUGUGGGUGGCGGCCGCUGGAGGGUCUGUGGAUAUCGUCGACAUGCUGCUGAGACUGGGAGCGAGCGUGAAUAGGCCGACGGCGACGAAAUCCACGCCGAUAAGAGGAGCUGCCUUUUAUGGACAUUUGAAGGUUAUGACGAGACUUCUUGAACAAGGAGCUGACGUUAAUUUAGCAAACGUUGACGGUCAAUCUCCGCUUCUCGUAGCAUGCGCGAUGGGUCACCUUCCAGUUGUCCAGUUCCUCAUCUCACAAGGCGCUCAACGAGGCACCGACAUCAGUGGCCUCUCAGAAAUUCUAAUGGCAGCCAUUUAUGGUCACAAAACCAUCUUCGAUUAUCUCGUGAGUCUGCCAGACUGCAGCAUACACGAGCACAUCAACGGCUUGGAGCUCUUUGGUGCAACGCUGAUUGACAACCACGAUGACUACAACGGUGCACUGCGCUACUGGAGAGAGGCACUCGAACUGAGAGAAAAGCAUGGAAUCGCACCUCUGGAGUAUCCCAAUCAUCCGGCAUAUCGCGGAGUGAAGAUGCCGACGUCAUCUGAUCAGUUCGAUUUGCUCUCUGUUGAUCACAGGAGGAUGGCUCUGUUGGCAUUGUGUGUGAGAGAGAGGGUGAUCGGGAAGUGUCACCCGUUCACGUCCCACUUUGUGAGAUUCCGUGCGGCCGUGUAUUGCGAUCAGCAUGACUACGAGCCGAGCAGCGCGUUGCUGCUGCAGUCACUGGAGUUACAGCAUCACUCAACGACAGUUCCGUAUUCUAAUUUUGACACGGUGAGCGAAGUGGUCAGUCAAGCAGAGCUUCUCUCUGACAUGGUCUUCGAUGGUUACAAACCAAACAUCAGGCCUUUCCUUCAGUGGGCCAUCGACGACAUCCAGCAGUGCAUGGAGAAGAACAUUGACUACAGCCGCAUGCUUUCCCUUUGCCUCUCAUUCCUCGGCAUUUGGCUGGAACUUGAUCCUCCCAGUGUUGGAGCACUGACAGGAAUCUUUGAUGGAAGUAACAUCGAUCGCCGUCGUCUUGUACAAUACCUUCUCCACCUUGAAUCGAGCAUGAUGAAUGCACCAGCUUCGACCCUCCUUCACCUUGCCUGCAACACAAAGACAACAGAAACGGGUCCGUACCCUCCCCACCGUUUCCCGUCCUUCAAGGUCGCCGAAUAUCUCAUCCACUGUGGAGCGAAGCUAAACGCGUUGAAUGCCGAACGUCAAAUGCCUCUACAUCUUAUCGCAUCGCACCAGAGCAGCCCAGCCAGUCAACCCAUCAUCCAGUGUCUGCUAGAGGCAGGAGCCUACAUGCACGGGAGAGACGCCAAGGGCCGAACACCGUUGGACAUUGCAAGGGACGAUGACCAGAGGGGCAAGUGUACAAUCGAACUUCAGUCGCGGUACAUGCCAAACUUGACACUUGGAACAUUGGCGGCGAUGUCCGUCAUCAAAUAUGGCCUUGACUAUAGAGGACAAAUUCCAUGCAGUUUAGAGCGGUUUCUAGCUCUACACUGACUGUAUAUGUAAUAUGUAGUCAGAAUCAGAUAGAACGUUAAGCUAAUCCAUUAAUUUUGUAUAGAAUUUGUUAACACACAGGCUGUAGCUAAUGGUUUCAUGUUGCAGCAUGCCUCGGCUCUAUUCGAUAUAAAACGGUGGCUCUCGGUGAGCUAUGCUCUGACUGUAA